AGUCAAUACAAGGAAGGGUGAAGUCGGUCUCCGCGAAAUGUCGUUUUAUGUGCUUUUCUCGUUCACAAAAAACGACUUGCCGUUUCAUUCGUUGUAUGCUCAGGAAAAGAGUCAUUUGCACCAGUGAGGUGUUAGAAAAACCCAGAAAGUUGUAUUCUUUGUGAGGAUGCAGAGUGGAAACGACUGUCGUAAAGCACCCAUGAACAUUGGAUUGGAUUGUUAAGGGUGAAGCCCAUUUGAUCGGAUUUUUAUUGGGGAGAGAAAUGUCGAAGUGGUUGGGGAGGAUUGCUGGGCUGUUCAGAAGUCGGAGUAUGGUCGGAAAGGACAAGGCCGGGAACCGUUUCUUCACCAGAAAAGAUGAAGUUGAUGGCGUCUUGAAAGAGAAAAGAUGGGUGGUAUUCAAGGGGGAGGAGGACCCAACCUCUGUUCCAGUUGAAUGGAUAUGUUGGCUCAACGGGCAGCGGAAAAAGGCUCCAACGACAGAGGAAAUGAUAGAAUUGGAAGCAAAGCGUGAAAGAGUCCGGCAAAAUGUUGCUCUUCUGAAGAAAGAAGAAGAGGAAAGAAAAGCAAGAGAAGGCACUACACGCAAAGUCGUAAAUACUGGUAGAGCUGGAGGCCCAGACUUGAGAAGUUUCAUUCGCCAAUUUCCUGGGUCCUUAGAAGGUGACGAACACAAGGAAGAAACCAAUGAGAUGGAUGAAGUGAGGCUGCCCAAAGAGAAAGAGGCAGAAAAAGAAAAGCUUUCGGAGUCUACAGAGCCUACAGGAUCUGGUCAAACAUUCAAGCCAGGGACAUGGCAGCCACCAACAUGAAGUCAAAUUGAUUAUGCAGAUACUUUUUUAAAGUGUGAGCAUUUUUAACCCUCAUGUCCAGGUAUGAUGCACUGAUUUUUUCUGCCAAAGCAGACGACAUGGUGAGUUGUUAAGUGACACUGUUUUAACAGUUUUGUGGCACACUGCAAUA
Molecule: messenger RNA, 963 nt
Organism: Rosa chinensis
Lineage: Eukaryota; Viridiplantae; Streptophyta; Magnoliopsida; Rosales; Rosaceae
Exons: 9
Coding region: 264-812 (182 amino acids)
Biological process (GO): response to oxidative stress; mitochondrial respiratory chain complex I assembly
Cellular component (GO): membrane
Source: RefSeq, a predicted model, not a curated record